AUGCCUGGAAGACCCAAACUAAAGAGAGUAAAGCAUGCAUUUGAAUCACAAGAUGCCAAAUACCCCUCACAAAGGUUAAAGGUUCCUAAGACUGUGAGGUGUGAACAAGUUCCAACAGCUUGGGUUUAUGGAGAAGUUAAGGAAAUAGAUGUUGAUGAAAGAAAGGUCAAGGAUGGAGAAGUUGAAGAAGGAGAGGCUAAGGAAGGAGAAGUUGAAGAAGGAGAGGCUGAGGAAUAA
Molecule: messenger RNA, 237 nt
Organism: Lactuca virosa
Lineage: Eukaryota; Viridiplantae; Streptophyta; Magnoliopsida; Asterales; Asteraceae
Source: the annotation of a GenBank genome assembly